AUGUCUAAUGACUCUGGAUUACCAUGUGCGAUAUGUAUUGAGCUGCGGCCUGAUGUCGUCUUGCAGCCUCCCCUCUCGCGCUGUGGGCGUGGUCCCGGACUGAUCCUUGUCCGACCUGCUCGUUACGCAGGAUGCCAGCAGUACAACACAAGUCUGGACCCAGAACCUCUUCAGAAAUGGGCAGAAGAGAGUUUCUCGGUGGUGCAGAUUACCUUCGAUGCUGGUCAAAAUACCGCCAGUCUACGAGAUGCGAUCAAGGUUGCAGAAGACGGGCUCCAAGCAUUACUCUACGGCUCUCCAACUGACUAUCUCCCCGGGUUCAAAGUCUCCUUACAGGAGGCAGUAGCCGAUACCCAUCAGGUGGCUGCCGCUGUCUAUUACGAUAGCUGGGACCUUGGCGAUAACAAGCCAUCUAUACUGCAUGCACCAGGGGCUCACGGCGACAAGAUUCCCAAGAAGGAUAGUCAGACAAAGCAUAGUUAUGCUGAUGCUAUUUCCCCGGGCUUCGUGAUUCCUGGUCAUCCCGAUUUUGUGAUCUCGACGGCCGGGGUAGCCCAUACUCGCACCCUCGCGUUUCUCAAAAAGCACCUGGGUGGGCCCUAUUUUGAUCUGGAGCAGAUCUGGGAGGAGCAUACCUACUAUGAGUUCGGCGAUCGGUCUGUUGAGAAGACCAUGGCCACCAUGGUCCAGGAACCAUACGUUAACCACAUCCCCACGAUGACGGGCGGUAUUGGCCGAGCUCGUCUGAGCCAUUUUUACCUCAACCACUUCAUCUUCAGCAACCCGGACGACACAGCCCUCGAGCUGAUCAGCCGCACAGUAGGGACCGAUCGCAUUGUGGACGAAUUUAUCUUCUGCCUCACCCACGUGAAGCAGGUUGACUGGCUACUCCCCGGAGUGCCUCCAACCGGCCAACAACUUCGCAUUCCCUUCACAUCGGUAGUCAAUAUUCGGGGUGAUCGCUUAUAUCAUGAGCAUAUUGCGUGGGAUCAGGCGACUGUGCUGGUGCAGCUGGGUCUGAUGCCCGAAUAUCUCCCGUUCCCGUAUGCCCUGCCUGACGGGCGGGUGCCGGCGGCGGGGAACCGAUUCGAAUACCGCGUGCCGGCGGCGGGGGUCGAGUCUGCCCAGAAACUACAGAAUGAGCACCAGGUGCCGUCGAACGAGAUGUUCAACUAUGCAAUUCGGGAAGUGGAGGAUCGGUGA
Molecule: messenger RNA, 1203 nt
Organism: Penicillium canariense
Lineage: Eukaryota; Fungi; Ascomycota; Eurotiomycetes; Eurotiales; Aspergillaceae
Exons: 4
Coding region: 1-1203 (400 amino acids)
Biological process (GO): polyketide metabolic process
Source: RefSeq, a predicted model, not a curated record